Messenger RNA from Recurvomyces mirabilis, 606 nucleotides. RefSeq lists its product as uncharacterized. The transcript is spliced from 3 exons. The record is from RefSeq and is a predicted model, not a curated record. NCBI's taxonomy places the organism in Eukaryota, Fungi, Ascomycota, Dothideomycetes, Mycosphaerellales, Teratosphaeriaceae. The coding region runs from base 1 to 606 and encodes 201 amino acids.
AUGAACGACUCGCAGUAUGCACCCUUUCGUAGCAUCCAUGAAUUCUUGACCGCGGUGCACAUCUAUGCCGACGAGGCAAAGGCGGGCAAGACGCGAUACGUGGAGGCAACCCACUACUGCGCACACGUCCGCAAAGAUCUAAGGCAAUGCCUCAUCUACGACUCGCACGAGCAAAAUGCCAAGCUUAUCGGCGUCGAGUACAUGGUGCCCAAGGAGGUGUACGAGACGUUCGAUGCAGAGGAGCAGAAGCUGUGGCACUCGCAUGAGUACGAGGUCCAGUCAGGCAUGCUGAUUUGUCCGAAGCCGGACGCCUUCACCGACGAUGAAUGGGAGGCUGCGGAGCUGCAGGCCAUGAAGGAAAUCAUCAAUCUUUACGGCAAGACCUGGCACUUCUGGCAGGUGGAUGCGGAUCAUCAGUAUCCCCUCGGCACCCCAGUGCUCAUGGGCUCGGUGACGUCGGCGGAGCAACUCGAUCUGGGCGCUGCUUGCGUGAGACGCAACGAGGUCUUUGGUGUGGACCAUGUGCGUAAGGCUGAAGCGCGCAAGGCGCUGCAGGCGCUCGGCUCGGGCGACCAUCCUCACGCAAACAGCUGGUGGAAGCAAUAG